AGGGGAGGCCGGAGCUGGCCGUCGAGGGGUCUCGGAAGAUCAGGGGCACAAGCGGGUCCGGCGGGGUUGGACUAUGCCCGGGACCCUUUGGUGCGGAGCUGGCGACUCGGCAGGGAAUUUCACCGAACUGGGCGUCUUCCAAGGCCCAGAUGUGUGUUGCCGGGAGCACGACAUGUGCGAAGCUCAGAUCUCUGCACUGGACUACAAGUUUGGGAUGCGCAACUUCCGCCUGCACACAGUAUCUCACUGUGAGUGUGAUGAGCGGUUCAAGCAGUGCCUGUUGGAUCAAAACGACACCAUCUCCAACCUCGUGGGCAUCAGCUUCUUCAACCUGCUGGAGAUUCCCUGCUUUGUCCUGGAGAACACUGAGCAAUGCCUGGAAUGGCAUUGGUGGGGUGGGUGCAAGGAGUAUGGCCUGAAGCCAUUGGCUCGCUUGGUGGAGCAAAGCCACUACCAUGCCGCCUUGCCAUACGUCGAGAGCUCCAGCCCCACCACGCCUCCACCCCCACCCAGAAGGCAUUGGGGCAGGGGCAGGAAGCACGGUUGGAAGAAGAACCAGAAGCACCGGAAACAUCCGGAACAGGAUGCCUCGGAGAGCUUGCGGCUGCACCCGGAACGCCCAGGCGCCUCGGAUUCUGUGACUCAGCCAAUCUUGACCUCCAAGCUGGAUGGGAUCGCACACUUCCCAGUACGCACCAGUCCGGAAGCGGUCUCCGUGAACGAGGAGAGAGUGCCUUUGCCACCUACCCUCAGGACUAUGUCAAAACAAGACUUGUCAGGAGGCGUUCAUACGACGGCACGUUCAGGUGUGCAGAAAACCCAUGUGAUCGCCGAAAGGCUACCCAACAAGGCAGGGCAGGAAGGGGUGUCGCCGUCUGGCGCCAGCAAACACAACCGCACUCGUAAACCAGGUAAACUAGCCUGGUCGCGGAGCUGCAGCUGCUACAGACGCCUGGACCAGUGCCCAUAUAGGAUCGGGCCCAAUGAGGUCAAAUACCAGCUGCACAAUGUGGACUCCCGCACCCUCUUCCACUGCAACUGCACCCGCAGGCUGGCCCGGUCCCUCCGGAGGACGAAGGGUCCCAACGAGGUGGAAGAGGAGGUUCUGUCUGGCUACGUCUCCUCCUCGUGUUUCGUCUUGCAGAGACCUCCAGGUUGCAUGGAAGGAGAGGGCGAGCAAUCCAAUUGCAUUGAUGUGGGCAGAGCAGUCCUGGCCCCGGCACGGCACCUCACCAAUCGGCUGGCACGGACGCACAGGGGCUCCCGCCUCAAGGUGAAGCGGCAGGAGUGGGCACCCCCCAGCCAGCCUCUCCGACUGUUCGAUAAAUGCAUGCAGCUGCUGUGAAGGCGCCCACCAGACCUGGCCCCACUGAGCCGCAGGCAGUCUUUUCCUUUGGACACUGAUGGGGUGGGGGGUGAAAGACCCCGGAGUGGGUUGCAGCUGAGCUCGGCCCCCAUGAAGUGGACUGCCCUGGCUUGACCAUGGGGCUGCCUCUACUUCUGCUGAUGUAACCAAGGAUACGAUGCCGCACAGCUGUGCUGAGCACAGCAGGGGAAGGGACUUCCCUCCAGAGGCUGAGAAACCAGUGCUUACCAGUGCUCGCCACCAGCGCAACUUUGUGCAGAAGAGGCCAAGAAAUGGCCCUGUGGGGGUGGCGUAAAAGGGCUCCCUUUGCAGGGGGUGUCUUGACAUGAGAACAGACUCUGCUCAUCUUCAGCAAACAAAUCGGUUCCAACUCCUUUGAGGACCCACCGGGCGUGGGGGAAACAUUGGAUUACGUGGCAUGGAACGGAAGUGGGAGGGGGGAGGACCCCUGCUUCCCCCCCACCAAGGAGAAAUGAGCCCCUCCUGCUUCCUUUAACAGUGUAUUUAUUUAGAAAGCUCUUGCCGUGUGUCUUGUAGGAUGUUGUUGACUCACAGCUGGACGUACCCCAAACUCUGCACCCUUGUUUAUAAUUUAUUGGGAAGGGGUGGUUCUUGCUGGAGCUACUGUAAAUAAUGUACUA
Messenger RNA from Zootoca vivipara (common lizard), 2007 nucleotides. It is a transcript of the gene PLA2G3, whose product is annotated as phospholipase A2 group III. Gene Ontology annotation, molecular function: A2-type glycerophospholipase activity. The record is from RefSeq and is a predicted model, not a curated record. Lineage: Eukaryota; Metazoa; Chordata; Lepidosauria; Squamata; Lacertidae. Gene Ontology annotation, biological process: arachidonate secretion; phospholipid metabolic process.